This is a messenger RNA of Mixia osmundae IAM 14324, 153 nucleotides long. RefSeq lists its product as uncharacterized. Lineage: Eukaryota; Fungi; Basidiomycota; Mixiomycetes; Mixiales; Mixiaceae. The record is from RefSeq and is a predicted model, not a curated record. The coding region runs from base 1 to 153 and encodes 50 amino acids. The transcript has a single exon.
AUGCAUCACAUAUAUGUUCACAUUGAGAAAGCUGCGACAGAAGCUGCAUUUUGCUUGCGAGGGUUCAUACGAACAACAGUAGUCCAGCGGGGACACAUAGGCUUUGCGAUCUUGGGUAUGUCAUGGUCAACGGUUGUCGAAGUAAGGAGAUAG